Messenger RNA from Orcinus orca (killer whale), 1937 nucleotides. RefSeq names its product pancreatic lipase related protein 3 (gene PNLIPRP3). The annotation marks the transcript as partial. The transcript has 9 exons. The record is from RefSeq and is a predicted model, not a curated record. NCBI's taxonomy places the organism in Eukaryota, Metazoa, Chordata, Mammalia, Artiodactyla, Delphinidae. Gene Ontology annotation, molecular function: protein binding; lipase activity.
AUAAUUUUCAAUUAUUUUACCUUAAUUUCUUUUCACCUGAAACAGGAAAUCAGUGCAGCUAAUUAUUUAACUCUCCAAGCCUCACACUUCGGAACAGACAAGAUCACCCAUAUCAACAUACCUGGAUGGAAAUCAGAUGGCAAUGGCAGCAAGACGUGCAAUGUGUUCCUAAAAGUAGAAGAUGUGAACUGCAUUAAUUUACACUGGAUUAAUGGUUUGCUGAAAUAUAUCCACGCUGUAAGCAAUGUCCGUGCUGUUGGUGCUGAGAUAGCUUAUUGUAUUGAUGUUCUUGUGAAAAAAUUUGGAUAUUCCCCUUCUAAAGUGCACUUGAUUGGCCGCAGCUUGGGAGCUCAUCUGGCUGGGGAAGCCGGGUCAAGGACGCCAGGCCUUGGAAGGAUAACUGGGUUGGACCCAACUGGGCCAGGUUUCCACAGCACUCUAAAUGAAGUCAGGCUGGACCCCUCAGAUGCCAACUCUGUUGAUGUUAUUCAUACAAAGGAAGUUCGCUUCCUCUUCGAGCUUGAAGUGUUUUCCUUCUUUGAUUGCAACCAUGCCCGAAGUCAUCGCUUUUAUGCUGAAAGCAUUCUCAAUCCCGAUGCAUUUAUUGCUUAUCCUUGUAGAUCCUACAAAUCUUUCAAAGCACGAAAUUGCUUCCGUUGUCACAAGGAAGGUUGCCCAAUGAUGGGUCAUUUUGCUGAUAGAUUUCACCUCAAAAAAAUGAAGGCUAAUAGAUCGUAUUAUGUUUUAAACACAGGGACUCUUUCCCCAUUUUCCCGUUGGAGGCACAAACUGUCUGUCAAACUUGAUGGAAACAAUGUCACUCAAGGAAGCAUGUUUCUCCAUGUAGGUGGAACAACAGAGAAGACAGGGGAGUUUGGGGUUGUCAGUGGAACACUGAAGCCAGGCAUGACUUAUACAGAUUUAAUUGAUGCAGACAUUAACAUUGGAAACAUUGCAAGUAUUGAGUUCAUUUGGAAGGAACUUUCAUUUGAACAUUCUCAGAAUAAGCUGGGAGCAGAAAUGGUGAUAGAUAUAUCUGGAAAAUAUGGAUAUGAAUCUGCCUUCUGUAGCUAGAACUUUGUAGGACCUAAUAUUGCCCAGAUCCUGAAACCAUGCUAAUUCCAGAUAUAAUCUCAAUGGAUUUACUUAAUGGGAGCAAUGGAAAAAUUAAGCUGGUAUCCAGACCAAGCUUGGCCCUUGUAAAUGAGAUAGAAAUGUAUAGUUGCCUUUUUUCUAUAUAGAAUGUUUUUCUUAUUGACAAGCUUUUAUAUGUCCCUUAAAACCAGACUGAGCCCUGGGAUUCUGCGUUAUCAGUGACAAAAUAGAGCUGAGUUAGUAUUUCCCUGAAUAAGAGGAGUUGUUACAAGUAGGUGGUGUAAACUCAUCAGAAAAUGAGCCUCUGUCUGGUUGAGUGUUUGAAGUACAUUUAGAGUAUUUCCAGGUGGAAUAAUCCUUGUUCUAAAAUGAUUUGAAGAAUAUUUACUGUGUUGUUAAAUCUCACUAAGACAAAUUAUGUCUAUAGUUCAUGAUGUAUAGUAGAUGAUAACCCUGUGGGUUGAUACAUCUAUCGAUUAAUAAUAAAAACUAAUGAGAGCGCGUUAGUGUUUGCAAGGCGUUCCUUGGUCUUCAGGGAGUGUGUGAGGUAAGAGAUUUUGGAGCUUAUCUAUGAUAUAUGUCUCAGGUAGUAAUGGGCCCUGAGGAUCAUCAGCCCCUCCUUCUAGAAGCCCCCACCACAGAAUUACUCAUCUCCCUGGGCCUUGAAGGUCCCAUUGCAAAUUUUUAUUUAACCUAAAAGCAGCAUUUCAUUUCUAAAGCCCUUGACUAACUCUUUGUGUUUAUAAUAACAAUAUUGUAAUAUUUAAAUGUGUCAUUUGUGUUUUUUCUUUUAUUUUGCUUCAAUUUCGUCUAAUUCAGUUGUCCUCAUCCAGUGAAAAUAA